AUGAGUACUCAUAGUUUAGAAUCAUAUCAGAUCAAAUAUAACAUCGGAAAAGGCGGAUUUGCUCAAGUUUAUUACGCCAUCCACAAGCUCACAGGAACUAAAGUUGCAAUCAAAAUCAUUCCCAAAUCGAAAUUCUCAGAUGAUACAGACUCAAAAAUCAGAAUACAGCGUGAAAUCGAGAUACUGAGGAAAAUACGCCACCCAUUCGUCGCAGAACUUUUUGAUGUUGUCGAAACAGACGAUAAUAUUUGCAUCAUCAUGGAAUAUGCUCAAAAUGGAACCCUUCUCAAUUAUCUUAAUGAGUUUGGUCCAUUCACUGAAGAAAAUGCUAAAUUAAUUUUUGCACAAUUAAUUAUUGUCAUGAAAUACUUGUUUAGCAAUUUCCAAAUUGUUCACAGAGACAUCAAAGCUGAGAAUAUCCUUUUAGACUCAAAUAACAAUAUACGUGUUAUCGAUUUUGGAUUAUCGAGUUAUCAGCUCGGAGGACAGCUUUUCAAAACCCAGUCCGGAUCGCCAUGCUAUGCUUCACCAGAACUACUAUUAUGCAAAGAGUAUACCAUUGCAGCUGAUAUUUGGAGUGCUGGAGUUUUAUUAUAUGCUUUAGUAUCAGGAAAUUUGCCAUUUCAAGACCAGAACAUGACAAAGCUUGUUCAGAAAAUUGCUUUCAAAGAGUUAGAUUAUCCAGAUAAUUUUUCAGAUCAGUUAAUUGACUUAUUAAAGAAAAUUCUUCAGAGAGAUCAGAGCAAGCGCAUAACAUUAGAUGAGAUAAUGGCUCAUCCAUGGGUUAAGGAUUCCAUUAAGACAAUGACAGACAAAUUGCUUCAGUUUUCUCUUGACAAAGAAAUGAUAAAUUCCACUCUGAAGAUAUUAGGGUUCAAUACUACCCAAAUCGAGAAAGAUCUUUACUCCAAUAUAAUAAAUCAAGGAACAAUUAGUUACAGAAUUUUAAGAAGAGAAUAUUUUUUGGCUAAUUUUCCUCCUUUAUUCCAUACUUGCAAGGAAGGAAAAUCGAUGAAGUCAAAUAGCCACAAUGCUAUCGAAGCACUUCCAAGGCUUGAUAAUAAGCAUGUUAACUUUGGAAAUCGUAUGUCACUUCCAUCACAACAAGCAACACCAGUGAUCAUUUCCAAACGAAGACACUGCCCAUCUCCGGUAAUUCAUAUGCCUCAAUAA
Messenger RNA from Trichomonas vaginalis G3, 1173 nucleotides. RefSeq names its product protein serine/threonine kinase protein. The transcript has a single exon. Gene Ontology annotation, biological process: intracellular signal transduction; protein phosphorylation. Lineage: Eukaryota; Parabasalia; Trichomonadida; Trichomonadidae. The record is from RefSeq and is a predicted model, not a curated record. Gene Ontology annotation, molecular function: ATP binding; protein serine/threonine kinase activity. Gene Ontology annotation, cellular component: cytoplasm. The coding region runs from base 1 to 1173 and encodes 390 amino acids.